GCCGGAGGGGUUGCUGUUGGCGCCGAGAUAGCAGCAUUCAUGAUGAACGUAAUUCAGAUUGUGCGUGACCACUGGGUGCAUAUACUUGUCCCUAUGGGAUUUGUCUUUGGAUGUUAUCUAGACAGAAGGAAUGAUGAAAAGCUAACUGCCUUCCGGAACAAGAGUUUGUUAUUUAAAAGGGAAUUGAGACCCAAUGAAGAAAUCACCUGGAAGUAAAAGGCUGUGGUUGAAUUACAGAAUGUUCACAUAUUUAAAAUUAAGAAAGAAAUAAAAACACAUUAUUUAAU
Messenger RNA from Hipposideros armiger (great roundleaf bat), 287 nucleotides. RefSeq names its product NADH dehydrogenase [ubiquinone] 1 beta subcomplex subunit 1. Gene Ontology annotation, cellular component: mitochondrion; respiratory chain complex I. Bases 40 to 216 code for a protein of 58 amino acids. The transcript has a single exon. Lineage: Eukaryota; Metazoa; Chordata; Mammalia; Chiroptera; Hipposideridae. The record is from RefSeq and is a predicted model, not a curated record.